Messenger RNA from Carica papaya (papaya), 1697 nucleotides. RefSeq names its product protein phosphatase 2CA (gene PP2CA). Gene Ontology annotation, molecular function: protein serine/threonine phosphatase activity; cation binding. The record is from RefSeq and is a predicted model, not a curated record. Gene Ontology annotation, biological process: protein dephosphorylation. NCBI's taxonomy places the organism in Eukaryota, Viridiplantae, Streptophyta, Magnoliopsida, Brassicales, Caricaceae.
UAAACGUCAUUGCAACCUGAACGUGUCUGUGUUGAAUGCUGCCCGAGCUGGUGACGGUAGGCUGCCCUUAAUUACGUGGGGCCCUCAAGUGAAAGGAAGCCUGGGUCAUGUCUCUCUGUAGAAAAAGCUUCCAAGCUCGCCAUUUUUAAUGGGUCCUCUCCUCGGUUUACAGAGAUCUUCUGUAUCUUCCUUUGUUUCGUUGUCGCAGAAAGUUGUUAGCUUUUAAUAUAAGCAAGUCUUCAUAUCUUUCAAUUGUUAGUUGGUUAUCGAGUAUUAAUCCUUGGCUAUAUGGCUGGAAUUUGUUGUGGUGUAGUUGGGGAGAGCGAGUCUGCUGCUCCGGUGGAGCCGAGUUCGCGAGCAGCCCGGCGCCGGCGGAUGGAGCUUCGGGCUCCCUUCAAGUUUAUAUCGCCGCCGUUAGACAACGGCGUCAGAAGGCGGAAGUUCGAGAUGGUUCUGCCUCGUAGCCAGGGGUGCGAGAACACAGUGGCGAGCUGCGAACAUAAAAGCGCAAUGGGAGAGAACAAGGUGGUAGUGAGUUCGAAUUUGAGAGCUCAAAACGACGCCGUGCAAGACGUUCCUAGUUUUGGGAUGACCUCCGUUUGCGGGAGGAGACGGGACAUGGAAGACGCCGUUUCGAUCCACCCCUUGUUUUGCGAGGAAGAGUCGGCAGCAGACUCUAACGGAAUUCACUUUUUCGGUGUAUUCGACGGCCAUGGCUGCUCUCAUGUUGCGAUGAGGUGCAAAGAGCGGUUUCAUGAGAUAGUGAAGGAAGAGGUGGAAAGGAAAAGGAAUUCAUCGCCGGCGGUGGAGUGGAAGGAGGCGAUGGAGCAGAGUUUCGAAAGGAUGGACGCGGAGGUGAGCGAGUGGUGCACCGGGAGCACCCCGGCGGCUACGACAACUACAUGCCGCUGCGAGCUUCAGACUCCGCAGUGCGACGCGGUGGGUUCAACCGCCGUGGUCGCCAUCGUCACUCCGGACAAAAUAGUUGUCUCUAAUUGCGGCGAUUCCCGUGCCGUUCUCUGCCGAAACGGCGUUGCCGUUCCCCUCUCUUCGGACCACAAGCCGGAUCGUCCCGACGAGUUAUUACGAAUCAACCAAGCCGGUGGACGCGUGAUUUACUGGGAUGGCCCGCGAGUCCUCGGCGUUCUGGCCAUGUCUCGAGCAAUCGGUGACAAUUACUUGAAGCCGUACGUUACGUCGAAGCCGGAGGUGACGGUGAUCGAUCGGACGGACGAAGACGAGUGUCUGAUUCUGGCAAGCGAUGGGUUGUGGGACGUGGUGUCAAACGACACUGCAUGCGGGGUGGCGCGCAUCUGUCUGCGCUCGCAGGGCGCUUCGUCCCCGCCAUCUCCGCCGGAAACGGUGAAUUCGGGAGAUGCCGGCGAGAGCUCCAACAGAGCGUGCUCCGAUGCGUCGAUAUUGUUGACGAAGCUGGCGUUGGCCAGGCACAGCACGGACAACGUGAGCGUUCUCGUCGUAGAUUUGAGAAGGAAUCGUCGGGAAUAAUCUGUUUGGUAGAGGACUGUAAAAUCAACGGUCAUAUUUUGGAGGAAAAAGUAAAAUAAUUUUUGUGUUUGUUAUAGUAAAAUUUGCAGGAAGUUUCUCUUUAAGAUGAAGAGGAAAACAUGUGAAAAAAAAUUGUAUCUAUUUUAUUGUUCUUUUAAUACACAUAGGGGAUGAAUUUGUUCAAACGAAAA